AUGUCCCGAGUCCGGGGACCACAGGGUCAUCAGAGCCCUGCCCGCUACCAAGACGACUUUGACGCUUACGACUACGGUAACUACGACCAGUACGAGAGGGAUGACUAUUACGAUGAGGAGGGUGCAGGCGGAGAGUACGAUACUCACGACAGGAGAAGGGCGUAUCCGCCUCAACAGCGAGGAAACGCAAAUUUCGGAGGCUGGGAGGGUGAUGAUACCUACGAGACGGUACCCCGGCGAGGUGUUCAGCAAAUUGAGAUCGACAGCUACCACCCUGCUGAGGAAAAAUAUUCAUACCGAGAAGAUGGCCGACGCAGUACAGUACGAACCCGCGAGGGCAGCCCGGUGAAGCGCAUCGUAGAAGAAAGGGGCAGUCCGGUGAAGAGUGUUGUCAGGGAUGACCGCAUGCUGCGUGAGUCGCGUAGCGGGAGACAUACGGAGGAGAAUAGCCCUGUACCACCGCCUCCACCGCCACCGACUGGAUAUCCCGGCCAUGGCCCCCACCAUCCCCCAGCCACCCCUGGCCAAAAGAAGGCCGCUCAAGAGCGCGAGCGCCGUGAGCACGAGCAGAGACCAAAUCUCAUUGUCAAAAACACGACGAUAUCAAUCGGACCGCCACCGCCAGCCCAGAAUAAGAAAACUUACGAUCACUCCCCGGAGCUUCGCCCAGCCCCGCCACAGCACGGAGGGCCCGUGAAAGCCAUUCUGAACGCCAUCAAGCUGACCAAUCCGAGGGAGUUGAGCCCAAAGUCGGAGGAUAAGGUGCCGAGGGAGAAUCGGCAAGAACGCCGUGAUGAUAUCAAGCUACUAUCAGCAGCCAAUAAGGUAUCGACGAAUCCCUUCAUGAAGAGUAAUGAGCGGAAAUCGAUCGAGCCAGCUGGAAGGCAUAACGGACUGCAGAAGCAUAAUGUACACGAGGUUGUGCAUAAGAUGAACACCGGCGAUUGGCCUAUCAAGAUUGAAGACGGGGUGAAUACGUUGAAGGAACAGAGGAAUGAGCGUCGAGCCAAUCUCGCACCAGCAGUCCCCGCUCAUGAACGCUCUGGCUCCAGAAGGGUAUCGACAGAACCGGAAAAUGAUCGUGACCGCCGCUACACGGAUGAACAGCGCAUCCGUGACGAGGAAAGACGUCGGGACGAAGAACGUAAUCGCCAGAUUGAGGAGCAGCGACGUCGUGAGGAGCAGAUGAAACAGAGGGAGCGCGACCGUCAGGAUGAGAGAAGACGGGAGGAAGAGAAGAAACGAGACGAUGAUCGGGCGGAAGUGGAAAGAUGUAGGGAGGAGGAGCGAAAAAUGGCUGAGGAACGCCGCAAGGAGCAAGAGCGUAGAAUGGAGGAGGAGCGGCGAAAGGUUGAGGCUGAACAACGCCGCCGGGAAGAAGAACAACGCGAGCGAGCCGUUCGGGAAGAUGAGGAGAGGCAGAGAAAAUUGGCGCAUGAAAGAUCCGAACUGGAGCGGAUCUCCAAUGAAAAACGUCUUGAGGAAGAGCGAGCCUUGGAACGAGCGAGGAUUGCACAGGCCGAAAAGGAGGGGCGCCAUAGCGCGGAUUCUCAAUUGGAAGAUGGAAUUCGUUCUCGGGGGCCAUCUAGAGCGCUGAAGAAUGCUCCUUCUCCAUCUGGUUCCUCGCAAAACGGGGAUCCCACUUCCGCCUCGACCGACUCGGCCAUGGGCUCUGAUGAGCUACCACCACCUAUGACACCGAUAAAGGCGGGCACUACCAUUCGGCAAUUGCCGGAAUCGAUCCGCGAGCUUAACGAUGAAGCCGAGCGUCUACUUUUGUAUUUCAAGAGUCAUCGUGAGGUGUUGAAUUAUCUUGGUAUUGGCCUGUCCGAAACGCUGUGGAGCCAUAUGAACGCUCUGCCGAUGGUCAAUACUGAGAUUCGAUGCCAGGGCGUGAAAGAAGUUCCCUCGCAAUUCCGGAAGGCCGAACGAGAGGGUCGCAGCGUUCGUCAUGAAAAGCAGGAACGUGUCAACUCGGACAACUCGGCGAAGAGCUACCGCCACCGUAACCAGUCCACCGAAUCGUACGGCUCGAUCAACGUCUCCCUCCUUGAGCGUGCCCUCUGCACCGACGAUGUCCAUGAUGGGUCCUCCUCGGCCCUCUCCUCCUACCAAAAAGGCCCCGCCGGCACACUAAUGCCUCCGCCGAACUCGCUGAACGCCGCCGCCGAGAGGAGUGGUCGCUUCGUGAAGAAAACAGCUGCAGGGAUCAUUGCCAAGAAGCACAACGAAGGCGGCAGUCCACUUCAGGGGAAACGUGGACCUACCCCCUAUGGCCGCGAGCUGUGGAUCCGCGACUCGCUGGGCCGCAAGCAGGCUAAGGUCGGUACCCACCAGGUCAUUAGCGCCUACCAGCCGGGCUCCCAGCGCGAAUGGAUAAGCCCGUACCGCGUCAAGCCAGCACGAGCGAACGACCCGUCUGACGGGCUCCUCCUCCUCCACGGCGUCGACGAGGAGGUGGUGGUGAAGCUUGGCUUCGACUUCUCGCGAAGCCGAGAUGGCGCUUCACCUAUUAAUUUGGCUGUCGUCGAGCUGGCUUAUUUUGGCGCUACUUCGGCAGGCUUUCGAUCUGAUUGGGCGAUUAUGAUCCUCUGCUGCAUCAUCGGUGUUUUCGCAGCCUGCCAGCAUCGACGAUCACUACUUGCAGUCUUUGCCACCACAAAUUUCAUAUCUUUCAUCUACAAUCUGCUCCUUCUUUUCUGGUACGAAGGAGUGUUCCCAACGACCAGCCACUACGCGUUGCUCCUCUCGUUUGGGUUGCCGUUCUCAUUUUCAUUUUUCUUAAAGUACACGCCGGGAUGUUCAUCACAUUUCGAUUUGAAGAACUCGUACUGGGUCCAAGACGACUGCCUGAUCCCGUUCGUCCAUCUCGAAGCGGCGCAGUCCGUAAUUCACGGCGUGCUGGCUCUUACCUGCCUAAUUACGACUACGGUGGUCCUAUGUACCCCGAAGAAGCGGAAGCGGAAGAGCAAAUCGGCCUCACUUCCAACCGUUAGCGCGGAAAGUGUCGUAUCUGGAGAUAUCGAAAAAAGACCUCGAUCUCGUGCUCCAACUCGAUCACUGCCAGAUUCGGGCUCCUCCGUACGUUCCGGAUACGUCAAUUCAUCCUAUGAUUCUCGUGAAGAUGUGUCGGCUGUGAGAAGUGCUCCGAAUUAUCGGAUGCCACCUCUGAAUAACCAGCCUAUUCAAGCGUUUCCUAACGAGAACUAUGAAGAUGUUGAUCCGUCGUUCUGCUCCUCCUCCACCACGGGCACGAUCCCCUCCCUGCACUCGCUCGUGUCCUUUGACCCCAAAAGCACCAACUAUCUCACGGUGCAAGAGAGGAUACCCACCGACGAUAGCGAGACGGAGGGCCCGUCGACGUCUUCGGGAUCACAGCAGAGUGACGAUUAUGAGGUGGAGGAGGUGAAGGUUGAGGCUCCGCCACCACCUGAUGCUCAAUAUUCCAAGGUGAAGAAGAGGCCGAAGAAGGUUGUCCAGCGAGAGAAGCGUCAUUUGAAGCUCCCCGUAGUGCUCGGGAUGAGAGCCCCGUCAAGCCCCGGGAGACCAGGGACCGAGACUACGAUCAGGAGCACGAGGAUCCGGCCUACGAGCGGAUAUCGGCCUAUCGACGUCUUGGCCAGGCAGCAGCCGAACGUGCUCGCGACCACCGGCAAGCGG
Mesorhabditis spiculigera is the source of this 3660-nucleotide messenger RNA. Lineage: Eukaryota; Metazoa; Nematoda; Chromadorea; Rhabditida; Rhabditidae. The record is from the annotation of a GenBank genome assembly.